Messenger RNA from Lucilia cuprina (Australian sheep blowfly), 2453 nucleotides. RefSeq names its product ribonucleoprotein RB97D. Gene Ontology annotation, biological process: anatomical structure development. Lineage: Eukaryota; Metazoa; Arthropoda; Insecta; Diptera; Calliphoridae. The record is from RefSeq and is a predicted model, not a curated record. Bases 132 to 1538 code for a protein of 468 amino acids. Gene Ontology annotation, molecular function: RNA binding; calcium ion binding; protein binding. The transcript has 6 exons.
UUAUAUAUUUUUUUCUUUCAGAAAAUCAAUACAGAAUUAUCGCAAAAGAAAAAUCGUCCCGUAUCUCCAAAAUCAGAGAAUUUGUUUGUAAUAAUAUUGAUUAUUUGAACAUUUAAUUAAUUACUCACAAAAUGUCGGAAAAGAAUGACGGUAACAAUAGCGAUGACAGUGUUGAAAUUAUUCCCAAUAAAGAUGAUGAUAUUUGUGAAUUAGAACAUUUACGAAAACUAUUCAUUGGUGGUUUAGCUCCCUAUACCGACGAAGAUAGUCUACGUAAUUUCUAUAGCCAAUGGGGCAAAGUGGUCGAUGUGGUUGUAAUGAAAGAUCAAAACACCAAAAGAUCAAGAGGAUUUGGUUUUAUAACAUACACCAAAGCUUACAUGGUGGAUAAGGCUCAAGAUAAUCGUCCACAUAUUAUUGAUGGCAAAGCUGUUGAAGCUAAACGUGCUUUACCUCGUCCAGAACGUGAGGCUCAAGAGAAUAAAAGUGCCUCGGUUAAAAAAUUAUUUGUGGGCGGCUUAAAAGAUAAUCAUGAUGAAGCCUGUCUGGAGGAGUACUUUUCAGAGUUUGGAAAAGUUGUAUCGGUUAAAAUUCUUACGGAUAAAACUACGGGCAAACGUCGUGGCUUUGCAUUUAUCGAAUACGAUGAUUAUGAUGCCGUUGAUAAAGCUAUAUUGAAAAAAACUCAUUCCAUUAAAUAUGUGGUGGUGGAUGUAAAGAAAUCGAUUUAUAGCAAAGAGUUACAAAUGAAAAAGAAUCAACAGCAUAGUGGCGGCGGUAGUAAUUCUAUGGGACAACCGGGCAAUAAAAUGCCACCUAAAGACAAUCUUAGAAAUAAUAUGCCUCCACAACAGCCGCCACAUCCACCUCCAUACCACGAAGGACCACCACCAAACUACAAUCAAUGGGGCCCACCAGCACCAGCUAUGCCCCCACCAAAUUAUGGUGGAUAUCCACAACCUCCACAGCAUCAACCACCUCCCAAUUGGAAUUAUCCACCAGCACCUAAUACGUGGAAUGCACCACCACAACCCCCUGGUGUGCCCCAGCCACCACCGCCGGCCUGGAAUAACAAUCAGUGGGGUUGUCCACCACCAACAGGACCCCCAGGUCCACCUGUACCUAUGCCACCACCAAAUCAAAUGCCUCCUCCAGGUACUCAACCACCACCAAACUGGCAACAACCACCUGUAGUACCACCUGUGGUUGGACCACCCCCACCACAUCAUCCCCAACAACCGCCAGUUCACCCUCAAGUACCGCCACCUACUUUUGGUACCGGUUAUCAGCAGAGUUAUAAUGGCGGUCCCACUAAACAUCAGAGUGCUAUGAAUUCAAACCGCAUGAAUCCUUACAGUGCCCCGCCAAAUCCAAAUAAUUCAUAUAAUAAUGUGCCACCUGCACCUGGCUAUGGUGGCUAUAAUGCUGGACCACCAAAUGUCAAACCGCCUGUCAAUAACAAUAGCGGCCCUGGACCAGUACCCAAUCCAAUGACUAAUGGUGGAGGUCCAUCAUCUAGUGGAAAAUAUCGACGCUAAAAUUUCAUGGAUAGUUAUCAAUAAUUUCAAAAGUAAAAGGUAUGUGUGCUACAUGCUCAAAAAUAUUAGAAUUUAUAUAUUAAGUUUAAAUAAAAAGCAAAACAAAAUAUAUAAUAAAUAUAUAUUAAAUACAACUUAUUAUAUAAAAAAUAAAUAGACAACAAAUAAAAAUUAAGUACAACACCCAUCAAGAAAGAAAAGGUAUUGCAUUACAGUUUAUUUAAACAGUGUCUAAAAAUUAGAGUAAAAAUAAAUUAUUUAUAAAAUUACAAAUAAAACAAAGAAAUAAGCAGCUUUAGUUUAUUUAUAAAAUUAUAAUUAUAAAUUUAAUUAAAAAUCUAACUUUAACAAUAGAAUAUAAUAAUAUCUCUGUAGAAACUUUUGAUUGAUCUUUUAUACUGUUCUGCAAAUAUUAAGACUACUGCACACAAGAGCUCAAAGGACUGCUCAAAAACAUAAUUUAAAAUUGCAUUGUCCUAGGUGAGGACCACGUAAUCCAUCCACACAUUACAUCAGAGUAAUCUCAAAACUACUCCCUGGUUUUAAUUAUAGGAUUACAUGAUCCGCAACAUCGUCCCUUGUAAUGCUGGCUAUGUCCAUGUUGGUUUCAAAAAAAAAAAAAACAUGAUUCAUGCCUGCAUUACAUUGGACUACUAAACGGAUUAUGAAUUCCAAUAAUGUUUACAGGAGACUAGUUUGUGGAUAACUUAAAUUGAUCAUGUUUUUUAAUAAUUUUUGAAAAUUGUUUUUAAAGGGAGUCAUAUUUUCUAUAUAUUCUUGUAAUGAAAUAUCGAAAAUAUUAAAAUCAAAAAAGGUCAACAAUAUCAAAAUCAUUCUAUUCACCCCAAUUCAGCAUUUUGGUUACGUUUCCGUAUUCAGUUAUUCCAAAAAAAAAAAAAACGUAAUCGUUAGAAA